Messenger RNA from Cygnus atratus (black swan), 960 nucleotides. Its product is annotated as retinol dehydrogenase 16-like. Lineage: Eukaryota; Metazoa; Chordata; Aves; Anseriformes; Anatidae. The transcript is spliced from 4 exons. The record is from RefSeq and is a predicted model, not a curated record. Bases 1 to 960 code for a protein of 319 amino acids.
AUGGGGCCGUGGCUGUGGCUGGCGGUGCUGGCAGGGCUGUUGUGGCUGCGGCGCUGGCACCGGGAGCGGCAGACGGUGCCCGGCCUCUCGGAGAAGUUUGUGCUGAUCACGGGCUGCGACUCGGGCUUUGGCAACCUGCUGGCACGGCAGCUGGACGCGCGGGGGCUGCGGGUGCUGGCGGGCUGCCUGACGGAGUCGGGGGCCGCCAGGCUGCGGGCGGCCACCUCGCAGCGCCUGCAGACCAUCCUCCUGGACGUCACCUCCAGCCACAGCAUUGCUGCCACCACCGCCUGGGUCCGGGAGCGUGUGGGUGACCGAGGGCUGUGGGGGCUGGUGAACAACGCCGGGAUCGCUAUCCCCACUGCCCCUAAUGAGUGGCUGAGCAAGGACGACUUCGUCAAGGUGCUGGACGUCAACCUGGUCGGCCUCAUCGAGGUGACGCUGAGCCUCCUGCCCCUGGUGCGCAGAGCCCGGGGCCGGGUGGUCAACGUGGCGAGCGUGAUGGGCCGGAUCGCCUUCUUCGGUGGGGGGUACUGCCCCUCCAAGUACGGCGUGGAGGCCUUCUCCGACAGCCUCCGGCUUGAGAUGCGCCACUUCGGGGUGAAGGUCAGCAUCAUCGAGCCAGGCUACUUCAAGACAGCGAUCGUCGGCGCCCAGAACCUGGAGAAGUGUUUUCUUAGCACCUGGGAGAAGGUCUCGGAUGAAACGAAAGCAGGCUACGGGGAGAAUUACUUGAAGGACUUUCUGGCAGGAGCCAAGAAGAUGCAGAAGAGGUGCAACUCCAACCUCUCGGUGGUCACGGACUGCAUGGAGCACGCGCUGACCAGCCGCUACCCGCGCGCCCGCUACUCGGCUGGCUGGGACGCCAAGCUGCUCUUCAUCCCCCUCAGCUACCUGCCCUCCACCCUCGCCGACGUGAUCCUGACCUGGCCCUACCCCAAACCUGCCCAGAAAGCCUGA